AUGACCGUAACGGACCUCAAAUCAGUUAAUGUUGAGGAGGUUGACUUUCUCAGACGGUCUGGCUUUUCAACUAGCCUUCUAAUCCUGAAUCAAGAUCUGGGUAAAGUUUGCGCGAUCAGAAAAUGUGACGACAAGUAAGUUUUUAGUUGUAAAAGUGCUAUUAUUCUCGUAGAAAUGUGGAUAAACAAAUUUCUUUCGUGGAGUUCUACAAUAUUCUAAACCUUCCGGCAAUGUACUUGGAAGUCCAGAUCCCUUUUGUUGAUAUAAUCGUUGAAAGCGGGAUAUGGCUUGGGAAAAAAGUCUUGCUUGGGUGCAACGACGGUUCCGUGUUUUUGGUUUCCCCAUUCAAAACGAAUAUGGAAGUGAGUUGUUUAAAACAAGUUUUAAUUAUUUUUUAGAGGCAUCCGUUGGCCGUUUCCUCAAUCAUUUCGGCAGCAAGACUAUCCGAUACACAGGCUGUUUUGGCAACAGGAUCAGGAGAACUGAAGUUUAUUGAAAUUCCGGAAGAUGGAAAGAUUGACUUGAAGAAGACGGUUGCCCUCAACUCUGACCAAAGGAUCACAUCCAUUGCUAUGUCUCCAAAACGUCCAUUGUUGGCUAUUGGGCUGAUCAAUUCUCUUAUGUUUUUCAAUAUCGAGACCAACAAACAGAAUAUUGUUCAUGUUCCUGCUCAAGGAAAUAAGAACACGGUCGUAUGGUCUUUGUUAUUCUUGUAAGUAAGAAUACUUUUAGAUAGUACUGUUUUAGAGAUGAACUAUUAUUUAGUGGAGACUCUCGUGGAAAGGUGACUAUUUACAAUGCUAACUCAUUUGCAGUAAUAAAGGUAAGCGUUAAAAUAGGGUACCUUAUUGCUUUAGAUAAUCCAAACACAUGAAACCGACGUCUUAUCUCUAUGCUCGGAUGGUGAGCAAGUCUUUGCGUCAGGCGUUGAUCAUCGAAUUCAAGUUCUGAAGAGUACAGCUUCCGUGAAUGUGAGAUCUGAUUGGAACACUGUUGGACAGAGGAUUAUUCACAAAAACGAUGUGAACGCAAUGGUCGCCGUAGGAUCGUGGCUAAUAUCUGCGGGUGCCGAACACAAAAUUUAUAUAUCCAACGCACGUUUUUACAUCUACUUCGCCAAGGGAAAGGUUGGGUUUUUAUUCAUUACGACUAAUAAGUUUGUUUAGAAAUGGGUUUCCACUGAUACAAGGAGUCUAAUGGCUGCUUCACUGCAGUCUGUGGAACUCUGGAGAUUGCACACGUCCAUUUCUGAUGCGUCUUUAUUUGGAAGCACUUAUGUUGUCAGAAAGGAUAAUGGUCCUACAAGAUUGUUAAGAUUGCUGUCGCCCAAGGGGGCCGUCAUUUACGACUUCUCUGUGUCUCCAGACUUUAAACAUUUAACACUUUUUACGCAAGAAGGACUUCUGUUAUAUUCGAUUAAUAUUACCAAGGAUAACGUAAAGGUGGAGAGGGUCUUCAGAGUGAAACCUGAACUGGCCGGAGAUGUGACGGCCUUAACUUCCACCAAAACGAAUGUAUUUGUUGCCCGGGGAAACGCUGAGAUUGUGAAGCUUAACUUCAAAUCCAAGAAGAUUGAAAAAAUUGCUUUUGCAGGUAAUAUUUUAAAUUUUAAAUGUAGUUUUGUUGUAACUGUAUAAUAAUGAAGUUACUGUUCACACAGUGUGAUUUCAGAUGGAGCUGCUACAAUAUCAAAGCUGCGUUCGAGUGAGGAUGGAAGGUAUUUGGUCGGAACCGACACAAGAUGCCGAGGUUUUUAUGUUGAUCUGAAGGCAAAGGUGGACUUAGAUGUAAGUUAAUUCUUGCCAUUUGUAAAACUUUUCCAGGAUGCGGUUGUCUUCAUUCCAUGUAAAGACGCCAUUGCGGACUUACGAUUCACAGGAACAAAACUGGUGGCUUUUACUCCUGGCGCUGAGACCAAAUUACGAUUGUUUGAAAUUGGAUCAAAGAAGUGCAAAAUCCUAAAAUUAUCGUCAAUUUUUGAAGGAAUCAAUAGAGAGAUUUGUUUGGGUAUUUCUUCCUAUUCAAAUGACUCAGUUAUCUUGCAUGGAAGCCAUGGGAAUGUUGUUAUUCUCGACAAUCUCUGCGAGGUAAUUUAACUUUGACGUAUAGUUAAAAAAUUCAGAAGUCUCAAAACUUGCAAUUAAUCCAAAGAUGCCCGAAUACGCUGGAAAAUGAAGGAGAUUUCGAGAAGUUGAGGUUCCCAGUGGAUGCCGAGCUGUUUGAAGGGAGUGAAAUUAACGGCGCCAACUCCCUGAUAGUCUGCCAGAAUAACUCGACGUCCCUCCCAACGCGUGCUCCGUUCAGAAUUAAGCGUUAUGGGCGUGUUUAA
Molecule: messenger RNA, 2329 nt
Organism: Bursaphelenchus xylophilus (pine wood nematode)
Lineage: Eukaryota; Metazoa; Nematoda; Chromadorea; Rhabditida; Aphelenchoididae
Source: the annotation of a GenBank genome assembly